CACAACUGAAAUCAUGAAUACGCUGGUUUUUGCUUUGUUGGGGUCGUUGACAGUGGGUAGCUUAGCCGCCCCUGGAGGAACUUAUCUUUCAGGACCAGCAGGAGUUGUCACUGAUCACGGCGCCUUUGGUCCAGGUGGUCAUGGAGGUGGAGUGGGAUUUGGAUUAGGAGGUGGUUAUGGGGGUGGUGGUUUCGGCGGCGGCGGCGGCGGACAUGGUUCCGUAAUCGCUGGACCUGUGAAUCCUGGUGCCGCUCUAGUAGGCCCACAAGCCGGACCUUCCGCAUUAGUUGGACCUCAAAUGGGACACGCUUCAGUUGUCGGACCAGUUAAUGGAGGAGCCACCUUAGUGGCGCCAGUGCAUCAUGGAGUUUCAUUUGUUGGAGGACAUGGAGGCGGUUUCGGAGGGUUAGGCGGUCUAGGAUUGGGACUGGGACUUGGUGGUGGUGGUGGUUAUGGAGGUUUUGGUGGGCACGGAGGUUUUGGAGGAGGAGUCGGUAUUGGACACGGGGGAGUAACAGUGAAAGGACCGGCUACAGUUCCCGCCACCAUUGCUGGACCUGCCGGAAAAAUUGUCGCUGAUGGGUUGUACGGCGUUCCAUCUCAUGGACAUUGGUGAUUGUGUAAAUUUUGCAGCCAGUUUAAAAAGCAAAUCUUCGAAUUAAUUUGAGAUUUGUCUGUGAUUCAUUGAGUAUUACGACGUUUAUUCUUACGACUUAUGUAUAUGUAUAUUCUUGUAUAUGAUGUGUUUAUGUUAAUGAUAAUUAAAAGAACUAUCAAGUUUUA
Molecule: messenger RNA, 783 nt
Organism: Aethina tumida (small hive beetle)
Lineage: Eukaryota; Metazoa; Arthropoda; Insecta; Coleoptera; Nitidulidae
Product: ctenidin-1-like
Exons: 4
Coding region: 14-616 (200 amino acids)
Source: RefSeq, a predicted model, not a curated record